AUGAAGUAUGAAUAUGUAUGUACUUUGUUCUCACUAAAGAUAUUUUCAACCGAUUACGUUUCCUAAAUAUCAGCCCAAUAGAGAUUAUUAGCUUUACUUACUCAUUAAAUGAAUAGGUAUAGUUUUAUGUUUAUCUGACAACCAAAUAUUAAACAUUAGGUCUUAAAAAUAUUUUGAGUGUUAGUAUUCUACAACAGGUGUUUAGCGUGGUGAAUAUUCCCCUUAGUGGCUUACGUUUGGCUAAAUUUAUUAAAAAAGAAGAUUAUUUUUAUGACAACUUUUCAUUAUUAGGUAUCCACGAUUCUUUAAUUCCUAUUCAGAAAUUUAGGUUAUUUAUCAUAUAUGUAGAAUGUAUCAAACAAAAUGAAUACAAAAACAAAAUUAAUCGAAAAAAAUGGAACUUCGAAGUCCAAUUUACCCUCAGCGUGGUCUAGAGCAUUUACUUCGAAUUCAGAAUGGCCAGAUAAGGAAGAAUUUUUGGAUGUGAUUUAUUGGUUUAGGCAAGCUUUAGGAAUACUAUUAGGAAUAAUUUGGGGAUUGAUAGCACUUAAAGGAUUCUUAGGACUUAUGCUAUUUGCUGUCAUCAAUGCUGGUUUAAUAUAUCUUUACUUUAGUAAUUUCCAAAAUGUUGAUGAAGAUGAAUAUGGAGGUGCAUGGGAAUUAACAAAGGAAGGUUUUAUGACAUCUUUUGCAGGUUUUUUAGUAACCUGGAUAAUAAUCUACUCUGGUUUAUAUUAUGAUGUAGAAACGAUACCAUCAUAACCCAAGGGUUAUUCUUAAAUAAAUUUCAUUCCAUUUAAAAAAGAAAUUUACAUUUUAAAUAUAAAAAUUAAUUUUUCUGAUUUUAUAGUGAAGAGUUAAAUCAAUCAAUAAAUUAUCCAAUACAUUUUUUUUAAAUUGAUAUUAAUAUUCAAGUGUUUAAUAUAAAAUAGUGUAUGGAAUUGUUAACAAUGUUGUCAGUAAUGACUAAUGACAUACAAUUUUUUUCUUUACCUUUGUUUCAUUCGUUUCCCAAUAUAAUUCACGAUUUGAAAAAUAUAUAUAAAAGUAAAUACAUGCAGUAGCUCAUUCAGUCUUAAAUUAUGUAAAAAAAAUUUAAUGAAACGAUUUUUAAGCUAAAAUUUCAAAAAUUAUGUAUAAAUAAAUAUGGAAAAAUGUA
Messenger RNA from Diorhabda sublineata, 1159 nucleotides. RefSeq names its product GEL complex subunit OPTI. The coding region runs from base 364 to 762 and encodes 132 amino acids. NCBI's taxonomy places the organism in Eukaryota, Metazoa, Arthropoda, Insecta, Coleoptera, Chrysomelidae. The transcript is spliced from 4 exons. Gene Ontology annotation, biological process: mitochondrial respirasome assembly. The record is from RefSeq and is a predicted model, not a curated record.